AUGAAUUCUCCUGCUCCUAUCUCUGGCUCCAACUCUGGUAAUUCUGGCUCUGGUUCUCCCCUUGUCUCUUCCCCUGUUGUUGAUGCCAACUCUCCCUCUGGUACUGCUGGUAACCCUGGUUCCUCUGUUUCCUUGUCUGAUGCCCCUAGUGGUACUUCUGGUAACUCUGGUUCCAACGGCCCUGCUACUACCGACUCCCAGGAAAAAAAUGAUCCCAUGCUCAUUGACUUUCCUGAACUCGAUUCCCCUUCUUCUUCCAACACCGUUCAUAACACAUUUGACGAAAAUGCUGUUCAAGUGUUGAAGAGAAUUGGUAAUUGUAAUGCCCGCCUUGCAGCUCUCUUUGAUCGAGAAGAUUCUAUAAUGGAUUUGGAAACAACCACUAUGGAGGAAUUCAAUCUCAGAGAGGCCAAGGUCCGUUCCCUGAAACAUGAUAUCACCUAUUGGAAGAACCAACUCGUUGAUGCCAACUUGUUGUAUACCUCUUUCAAGGAAACUUCUGUCAGCCACAUUUCUCAUCUGGCCAAUGUCAUGAAGUUGGAUGACUCUGAUAAAGCUCUUACAAAGCCUAAGGAUCAUUCUGAUAUCCCAGCCAAAGAAAUUCCGGUUUUCGAUGUCAAGUAUACCGAUCUCGAUACCAAUCCCGACAUUCACAGCACCGACGAUUAUUCGCUCAAAUCUUUCAUCCGAAAGUUCGAACGAGCCUAUAAGAAUUAUGAUGUGGAUGUGGAAGUUCAUUGGUUGUUUCAUCUUGAGGCCAGUUUUGAAAACAACGAUCUCUACUGUAACUGGUUCCAACAAAAUUUCAAGGCUAUUGGUAAAGGCAAGAAGAAGUCCUGGUCUGAUGCUAAGAAAAUUUUGGAACACCGUUUCGAUGCCGCUGCCCGUCUUGGAUUGAUCAAGGUGAACUUCAUGCUUCAUAGUAUGAGACAAAGUUCCCAUGAACAAUUAGCCGAAUACAUGGAUCGUUUUGGUGCCUGUCUCCGUGCCGCCAAGGUACACACUCAUGAGAACUUCUACUUCUCGGUUGCUUUCCUCUCGUCUUUGUUCACUAAAGAAUUUCAAGAUAAGGUACAGGAAAAGUUAUACGAAUAUAUGAAGGAACAACUCUACACCAUGGACUCUUCAAUGGCUAGCAAGUAUGCAACUCAUAAUGAAACACAAUUCUAUGAGUUCUACAGCAACUUUGGUCGUCUAGGUGAAGCCUUGAAUCAUUACCUUGGUAACCUUGAAUCUACUCUUAAAGAAAUUCAAGUCAAGAACAGUUCCUCUGCCAAGUCCUCCUCCUCAUCUUCUUCCUCCUCUCCCGUCUCUUCUUCCUCAUCUUCCAAUUCCAGCUCUAGGGAAUCCAACAAGAAAAGAAGAAUGGAUGACAAGUCUGAAUCGUCAAAGUCUUCCAUCAACUUUGAACGAUUAUUCGAUCCCACCUACGUACUCAAUGAUCAAGAACGUACGCACAUGCGUAAACAGCUCAAGUGUCUUUCUUGUCGGGUGGCUCGUUUUACUCCUGAUCAUUUGAAGGAAUGUGCGGAAAGAAAGAAAUUUCUUGCCAAUAAAGUAAAACCGACAAUGAUCAUGAAGAACAGCCAAAUGUCCCUCUCCCCAUCCUCAAUGAUGACAACGAGUUUCAGGCAGCACUUUUGGAGUUAG
Mucor mucedo is the source of this 1650-nucleotide messenger RNA. RefSeq lists its product as uncharacterized. Bases 1 to 1650 code for a protein of 549 amino acids. Lineage: Eukaryota; Fungi; Mucoromycota; Mucoromycetes; Mucorales; Mucoraceae. The record is from RefSeq and is a predicted model, not a curated record. The transcript has 2 exons.